AAAGCCAUUUCGAAGUCUCCAUUCUACAUUGAGAAAGAGAGAGAACACAGACGAAAACAAGAAGAAAGUUUCAACCGUCCUCUCUCUUUCUUUCAAGAAACUACAUACUUCGAAAACAUGGCUCGUUCUUUCUCCAACGUUAAGAUCGUAUCUACUUUCGUCUCUCAAGAACUCUCCAAUGCAAUCUUCCGACGCGGUUAUGCGGCCACAGCGGUGCAAGCGAGCGUUGGGAAAGGUGGAGCCGUUGUUUCAGCGGUGAUGAAGAAAAAGAGAGUGGAAGAAUCGACCCAAAAGAUAGCUUGGAUCCCGGAUCCCAAAACCGGUUAUUACAGACCGGAAACCGGUUCCAAAGAGAUUGACCCAGCCGAGCUACGAGCAACUCUCUUGAACAACAAGCAGUGAUGAAUUAACUGAAAGGAAGCUCUUUUCUGUUAAUUAUUUGUUGUUAAUUUUAAUGUCUUGGGGUAAAAAAAAAGGGUAAUGAUCCUGUGCGGUGAACCCUAUUUACAUCUGUUACGUGCGAUUCUGCAACAAAUAACAUAGAGAAGUCUUUUGGUUCCUCUACUUCGUAACAAAAGGGUCGAUGAAUGUAUCAUGUAUGAAGUUAUUCUAUAAUAUUGUGUUUUACUUAUUUGCUAGCAAAUUUGCUACUUUUUCAUCUAGCUUAAAAUAACUAACAUUGAU
Eruca vesicaria subsp. sativa (arugula) is the source of this 684-nucleotide messenger RNA. The record is from the annotation of a GenBank genome assembly. NCBI's taxonomy places the organism in Eukaryota, Viridiplantae, Streptophyta, Magnoliopsida, Brassicales, Brassicaceae.